Molecule: messenger RNA, 2991 nt
Organism: Caenorhabditis remanei
Lineage: Eukaryota; Metazoa; Nematoda; Chromadorea; Rhabditida; Rhabditidae
Exons: 12
Coding region: 1-2991 (996 amino acids)
Biological process (GO): activation of GTPase activity; regulation of small GTPase mediated signal transduction
Cellular component (GO): cytoplasm
Molecular function (GO): GTPase activator activity; protein binding
Source: RefSeq, a predicted model, not a curated record
AUGUCGUCGACGACAUCGUCGGUGAGAUCAGCUAAUCGGACACGCUCGUUGUGCCAUCAUCUCCACCAUCAACCGUUGCUCAUUUCUGGAUCGUCUCCGUCUGCUGGCUCACCACCGAUCGGCGGUUCAAUGGAUGAAGGAACUCCACCGUCGACGUCAUCGUCGGCGACUGCUCGAGCUCUCGACAUGUUCAAUCGGAGAGGUUCAGUGCUUGCUGUCGUCAUUGCAGGAAACACGGCUGCCGAUGUGCUUCCACCGAGUGCGGGGGUCCCUAACACUUCAACGGUAUCCUCUUCCAGUGGAGUCAUCAGUGCCGAUCAGCCAUCAUCAACCAACUCGGACAACGAUACGGAGUCAUUCAACGAAUGGCGUCCUCCGUUUCCACGACUCACAGCAUAUCAAGACUGUCUGUCUCUCGCCGCCGCAUGGGGACUUGGUAUGCAUCCAAACGGGCUUGAUGACAAACCGACGGGAGCUAGUCAAGCCCAAUCACCGAGUGAAGACGAUUCGGGUGAUGGAAAGUGCAACGAAUUGCUUGCAAGUUGCCCGGCAUUUAGGAAUGAAUUGGGUUGGGAGCCAACGAGACGGCUUGCACUUUCUCGUCAUACCUUCGACAUGGCACACACGGAUGCACAUGAAUGUGAGACGUGGAUGCGAGAGCAUUCUGCUUCGGAAGCCGGUAUUCUGGAAGAUGUAUCCAAUGUGUAUUUGGGAGGAAGACUGUGUGCUGCAAGGCAACCGAAAACUGUUAUCGAGCCUCAGGAUAUUGGAUCAUACUACUAUCGUCACUGUUUUAUUUCAAAAAAUCAUAUCGAAUACCUUGGAAUGGACGAUAUCCUUGGCCCCAUCAGUGUCUCAAUGGUCAGAGAAAUCGUCGACAGAAAAGAAUCCUACUCAAUAUACAGAAUGAUUGUUCGGAUAUCAGACCAAAAAACGAUACGUGUUGCGAUUCCUGAAGAAGCUCUUUCAACACCAGAAGGUACUGAUAGGGCGACUCGGCCGCUGAUGAGAGAACUUCUGGAAAUCGUUUGCCCAAAGAUCAGUUUCGGAACUCUGAGGCCGUCAAUUCAGUCCCCAAGAGUCGAGGAGUUGAUCAUGAAGAUUGAUGAGCAGCCGAUUUACACUCGAUAUAAAGUCGGUAUUAUGCUAUGUAAGAAUGGACAGAGCACCGAAGAACAAAUGUAUAACAACGAGGAAUCAACACCAUCUUUCGACGAGUUCCUAGACUUUCUUGGACAACGGGUGACUCUCAAAGGAUUCGAAGCGUACAAGGGCGGUCUAGACACUCGAGGAGACACUACAGGAACACAUUCUAUAUAUUCUGAAUAUCAGGCUCAUGAGAUUAUGUUCCACGUGUCAACACUCCUUCCGUUUACUCCUAGUAACAGACAACAACUAUCAAGGAAGCGACAUAUUGGAAAUGAUAUGGUCACCAUUGUUUUCCAAGAGCCAGGAGCUCUUCCAUUCUCUCCGAUUACUGUCAGGAGUCACUUUCAACACGUUUUCAUAAUUGUUCGAGUUCAUAAUGAGUGUUCUGAGAAUGUUACAUACAGUGUGGCAGUGAGUAGGUCGAAGGAUGUCCCACCAUUCGGACCGCCCGUUCCCAAAGGAGCUUGCUUCAGUAAAUGCGCAGAGUUCCAUGAUUGGUUGUUGACUAAAAUCAUCAAUGCUGAGAAUGCCGUCCAUCGAUCCAAAAAGUUUGCCACAAUGGCUGCAAGAACCCGCCGUGAAGCUCUCCGAGAUCUCGUUGAGAACUACGUUGGACCUCAUCAGAAUGAAGGAGCAAGUAAGAUUGCAAGUCGAUUCCUUGGAGGAAGUGUAAAACGUAAAGAGAGACACAAUCCAAAACCAACAAAUCAUGUGUUGCGUGGUGCACUCUCUUGGCUUGUAGAUGUGCAUGAUUACUCAACUAAUCAACGAGUUAGUUGUGUACUUGGAGUUGCUCAAGAUUGGAUUGUUCUACUGGAAAGACCUUCGGGAACUGUGCUAUUUAGUACACCUACUCAUUCGAUUAUUGGAUGGGCAAGCAGUGAUACAGGAUUGAAACUCUACUAUGACCAUGGAGAUCAACUACUCCUUCGAUGUUACUCUGAAACGUGCACUGAUUCCGAGCUCAAUGAGUUAAUUCGUCGUCUCGAGAAUGUCACAAAAGGAGAUGAAGCGAAAGAAGUUGUUCUAAGAAGGUUGAAAACAACAGACCAUUGGGGAUUCCAUGUCCAAGAUGAAGGUGUUGUAACUGAUGUAGAGAUGUAUCAACUCGCUUGGAAAGCUGGAAUUCGACAAGGAAGUAGAAUUGUUGAGAUGGAUGGAAUGUCGAUAAGUACCUUGUCUUUUGAUAAGAUAUGCGACCAGUUGGCUGUUUCGGAAUGUGUUCGUCUUCUUAUGAUUUCGCCGUCUUCUGAUGGUAGCCCUCGUCGUGGAUGUGAGGAUCCAAACUGUCCAGCUGUGAAGGGAAUCGAACAAAUGUUGACACCGGAUGCAUUUGCAAAACAACCAAUUACGUACCACGAGAUGUUCCGUCAGAAGAAGCUCGAGUACCCGACGAAUAGCGCUAGCAGCAGUCCGGCAUCAUCUUUCGACGAACGCACUUUCAGUUUCACCGCCAACAAAAAGAGUAUUGAGCAGCGAGCCAACAACAUACACAACAACCGUCCGAGCACUCUAUCGAGUGCCAGCGUCCAUGACAACAUGUGCACGUUGCUCAAUCCUCCGAAAUGUCUCAAUAGGGCUCAGUCUGACGAGCAGCUUCGGUCUCCACUCAUGGAUGAACUCAAUCGAAAAGCCCCCUUGUCUGCCAGAGAAUCCACGAAUGAGCGGGAAUCCAGUGAACUUGUUCGAAUCCAAACUCAUCUUGAGCGUACCGUUCAGGAGAAGCGUGCAUUGGAAAUGCUUGCUCAGCAGCUCAGAAAACAACUGAUUCAGGAACGUCAAUCUCAUGACAACACAAAACGAGAGAUGGAACGUCUGAAAAAGUUGUAUGAGAAGAAAUAA